UAAAAGAUAAAUUCUGUGCAAUGCUUCACUUCCGGUGAGCAAAUCAGCUGAAAAAACAUGGCGACUCCUACAAGUAUUAUCAAAUCAACGCAGAAAAAAAGGCAUUAUUGUUGUGUUUGUUCAAAUUUCCGUGGGAAAGUGGUUGAUGGACGAACAAUUGUGUUACAUAGAUUUCCAGCGGACAUUAAUUUGAGACGAACAUGGAUAAAACGUGUAAAAACCGUGAUGAAGAAAUUCACCUUCAACAACAAUGCAAGGCUAUGUUCAGCACAUUUUGUGGACGGUCAGAUGUCGGAAAAACACAAUGUUCCUUCAGUCUUUGAGUUUCCAACGAAAAGAAAAUUAUUUGCAUUAUCAUCGGUGAGUUCCCACCAAGACACAACUGAAGAUGACGAGAUUUUCUUCGCCACACCUCUGCAAGAGCAGUACAGAUUAUGUGACAUGGACAUGGACGAAAGUGAGUUGUUGGCAUAUGAAGAACGCGGUGAGCCAACUAACUUCUCUGUUCCAGAGAUGAGUAACGAGUGUACGUCUGUAGCAUUUCAUGAUUAUUGUGGUGUAGUAGACUUGAACACAAUUUCACGUGUACUGAAUAAGAACGAACAGACGGAAGAAAAGAAAAUGACAUUUCUUAGGUCAGAAGGAACCCAAUCAUUUGUUGAGACAAGGUCCUUCUUAGUACAGACAGAAUUAGAGCAGCCACCAAAGGAAACACGAGAAAUAGGAAUCCAGUGUAAGUUGCCAGAAAUAACUUUCUAUGACAUUGCGGCAAAAGAUGAAAAGGUAAUGUUUUAUACUGGAUUACCAAAUGCAGGGACAUUCUGUGCCCUCUUUGAUGAAAUGUCGGAUGCCGAGGCACAAACAUCAAGGGCAGGACUGACUUCUAAGAAAGGAAGACCGCGUCAGCUUAGAGUUAUAGAUGAGUUUUUCCUGGUACUGAUGAGACUCCGUAUGGGUCUUCUUGUGGAAGAUUUAGCAGCACGCUUCCACAUCUCAAAAUCAACUUGUUCAGUGGUCAUUAAUAAGUGGAUAGACUAUCUGUCUGUGAAAUUAGAUUUUUUGUUGAACUGGCCGACCAAAUCAGUGAUUCAAAAUACAAUGCCGAGGAAAUUUCAGUCGGCAUAUCCAAGUACGCGUGUUAUUAUAGACUGUACAGAAUUCUUUACCGAGACACCACAAUCGUUGAUAAACAAGUCAUUAAUGUAUUCACACUACAAAUCACAUAUGACUUACAAAGCCUUGCUUGGAAUAAGUCCUUCCGGAUUAAUAACUUUUGUGUCUGACAUGUGGGCUGGUGGUAUAAGUGACAAGCAGAUCACAAGAUCUUGCGGUAUACUUGACCUAUGUGAGCGCGGUGAUGCCAUCAUGGCUGAUAAAGGCUUUUUGAUAAGUGAUUUAACGACACCGAGAGGAUUACACUUGAUAAUACCACCACUGAAACAUAAGAGAUUUUCUCGUCGGGAGGUUGAAGAGACUAGGCGCAUUGCUAAUUUGAGAAUCUAUGUGGAAAUGGCUAUGGAACGUGUUAAAAAUUUCAGGAUACUACAAGGCACAAUACCUAUUACAAUUUCAAAACAACUCACACAAAUUCUGAAAUUAUGUGCGGGACUAUCAAACCUUCAGCCUCCACUAGUACUAGAUGACUGAACUGUUCUGUAAGCUUGUAAGAAAAUGUGCUUCUGCUCUAAUUUAGUCUAAACGGAGUAGAAAUGUUUCCUUCAUUGUUGAAGUUGAGUUAGUGCCGCAAUAUAAUCAGGAAGAACUUUAAACUGAAAACAAUUUUUUGAAAUGCUUUCCUGUACUGAUAUAUGGAAUAUAUGCAAGAUGAAUUUAGUUUGUCUUAAAGUUUGCACUUUCCAAUAUAUAUAUAUAUGUAUAAAUGUAUUAUAAUUUGUUGUUCAAUUCUUUGCUGUUGUUGUAAUGUUGGAGAAGCCAAGAAAAGUAAAAG
Messenger RNA from Mercenaria mercenaria, 1948 nucleotides. RefSeq lists its product as uncharacterized. NCBI's taxonomy places the organism in Eukaryota, Metazoa, Mollusca, Bivalvia, Venerida, Veneridae. Bases 58 to 1647 code for a protein of 529 amino acids. The record is from RefSeq and is a predicted model, not a curated record. The transcript is spliced from 2 exons.